Carassius carassius (crucian carp) is the source of this 3062-nucleotide messenger RNA. RefSeq names its product mitogen-activated protein kinase kinase kinase kinase 5-like. The coding region runs from base 279 to 2870 and encodes 863 amino acids. NCBI's taxonomy places the organism in Eukaryota, Metazoa, Chordata, Actinopteri, Cypriniformes, Cyprinidae. The transcript has 32 exons. Gene Ontology annotation, molecular function: ATP binding; MAP kinase kinase kinase kinase activity. The record is from RefSeq and is a predicted model, not a curated record. Gene Ontology annotation, biological process: protein phosphorylation.
CAACAAAUAUUCUAAACUAACAAAAUAUACUUUCACACUUGGGUUUUAUUUACUCAAACUCUCUCUCUCUCUCUUUAUUUCUCUCUCACACACAUGCACACCCUAAACAGGAAAUAAAGCGAGAUGUAAAUGAGGUGAGACAGAGGAAGAGGUUAUGCAUUCUAGAGUGUGACUGAGUGUGUGUCAGUUUUCCUGCAGCAGUUAGCACACACACACACACACACACACACACACACACACACACACAUGAUCUGUGCACUGCUGUGUGUGUUUGUGUGAUGAUGGACGUUCUGGAGAUCUCCACACGAAACCCUCAGGAUGAUUUUGAGAUUCUGCUGCGGGUUGGUGGAGGGACGUAUGGAGAAGUUUAUAAGGCUCGCAGUAAACAGAAUGGAGAAUACGCAGCCAUUAAAAUCAUCAAAAUGGAGCCUGAGGAUGAUUUCUCUGUCAUCCAGCAAGAGAUCGUGAUGGUGAAGAGCUGCAAACACAGAAACAUCGUGGCCUAUUACGGCAGCUACAUCAGGAUGAAUAAGCUGUGGAUCUGUAUGGAGUACUGCGGUGGAGGAUCUCUGCAGGACAUUUACCACGUGACCGGUCCUCUGUCCGAGCUGCAGAUCGCUUACGUCUGUCGAGAGAUGCUGCAGGGUCUUGAUUAUCUUCACGGACAGAAGAAGAUCCACAGAGACAUCAAGGGAGCAAAUAUUCUUCUGAAUGAUCAUGGAGAAGUCAAACUGGCUGACUUUGGGAUCUCGGCACAAAUCACAGCCACUUUUGCCCGUCGAAUGUCCUUCAUUGGGACGCCGUAUUGGAUGGCUCCAGAGGUGGCCGCGGUCGAGAUCAAGGGUGGAUAUAAUGAGCUGUGUGAUAUCUGGUCUGUGGGAAUCACAGCGAUUGAGCUCGCAGAACUACAGCCGCCUCUCUUCGAUGUCCAUCCUCUCAGAGUUUUGUUCCUGAUGUCCAAGAGUGGCUAUCAGCCUCCAAAACUCAAAGACAAAUCGAAAUGGACACCCACCUUCUACAACUUUGUGAAGUGCAUGCUGGUCAGAAACCCAAAGAAGAGACCCAGUGCUAAAAAGAUGCUGAUGCACAUGUUUGUGACCCAGCAAUCUUUGAGACAACAGUUAACCCUUGAACUGCUGGACCAACUCAGACACCCUGACGAACACAAAGACUUACAGACCGAUGAUGAAGAUUUGGAGGUGAUUGUCCCACAUUCACUAAGAAGAAUUCACUCGAUCAACAGACACAACCGGGCCGAGAGAACGAACUCAGACAUCAGCUUGGAACAGAUCUACACACAGAGACCCGCCACUGGCAAACGAGAGUCUCCAGAAGGAACGUUACAGUCUUCAGGAGGCCAGUGGAUGAGUCCUCCCAUCAUUUCCAGAAGAAGAGAUGAGAGCGUGGACACGGAUGACGAUUACGAUGACGUGGAAAUACCAGCGGGUAAUACACUGCAGUACAGCGAUGAAGUUCCUCCUCCUCUUCCUCCCAAACCGAAGCAGAGCAGUAGUUCAGAGGAGAGUAUGGCAGCAGAAGAUGAUCACAUUAAAGCUCCAUUCAUCAGCGUCCCGUCACCUUUAUUCAGGACGUCCAGCGGGACACACACACGACCUCGACCAGUCCCUCGACCACGAUCUGUGCGCAGCGUCAACUCAGAUCCGUCUGCGUUCUCCAGCUUCCUCACUAAUCCUCCAGUAGAUCUUCAGCCUCCUGAACUUCCACCAAAGGACAGAAGACGCAGACAAGCUCCUCAGGAUCCGGUCGAGUGUGUCAGUCCAGUGGUCAAGAAACCGCCGAUUGUCUUCAGGAAGGUUUUUCACGGCUGUCCUCUGAAGCUGAACUGCUCGAGCUCAUGGGAGCAUCCCUCCACUAAAGAUCAGCACCUGAUCUUCGGGGCGGAUGAAGGGAUCUUCACACUAAACCUCAACAGUUCUGAGACGACCAUGGAGCUGCUGUUUCCGGGCAAGUGUGUGUGGCUGUACACCAUCGGCGGCGUGUUAAUGUCCGUCUCAGGGAAGUCGUCUCAGCUGCACUCGCACUCGCUGAAGGAGCUGUACGAACAGACGCGCAGAGAGCAUCGCAUCGUUGCCCUGCCGACACACCGGCUGUUGCCACGGAAGUUUGCAAUCAGCACGAAGAUUCCAGACACAAAAGGAUGCAGAACGUGUUCAGUGGCUCAUAAUGCUCAGAACGGCUGUGUGUUUCUGUGCUGUGCGCUGGAGUCCAGCGUGGUUCUGCUGCAGUGGUACGAGCCCAUGCACAAGUUCAUGCUGAUCAAGCAAUUUGACUUCCCUCUGCCGACGCCGCUGCGUCUGUUUGAGAUGAUGGUGGCUCCGGAUCAGGAAUAUCCUCAGGUUUAUAUCCGGGUGAGCAGAGGAUCCGGGCCGUCACACCCGGUCCAGCUGGACUACAUCGACCUGAACUCAAACACAUCCUGGUUCGCUGAUACUGGACUCGAGAACCGCUGCGCUGACAGAGUUCAGUUGAAUCAACUGGACGGUGACACACUGCUGGUUUUGAUUGACAACUCUGUUCAUACGGUCACUCUGGACGGAUCGGCUAAAGGUCACAGACACCUGAUGGACGUCAGCUUUAAGUUAGACAUCGACGCUGUGGUGUAUCACGACGAGACGCUGAUCGCCGUCUGGAAACACGGCUGGCAGAGGAGAGGUCAGGGGUCAUCAGAGAUCCUGCAGGAGAUCACUGACCACAAGAAGACAUUCCGGCUGCUGGGGUCCGACAGAAUCGUUGUCAUGGAGAAGCGAGCGUGUGAUGACCAAUCAGGACUCUGUAAUCUGUACAUCCUGGAGACGGUUGACUCCACCCCUGUUUCCAAACACACACAGCCAACCUCUGGUGUUAAUUAAACUCGUCCUGAUGUUAAUAAAGACGUCACCGCAGGUGUGAAAACACAGGCCGCCUCUGUCUCCAGUGUGUGUGUGUGAUUUCUCAGCGAUCAGUCCACUGAAAAACCCUAACAAGAUCAACUUGUACAGUUUCUAACAAGUGUGCUGCACAGACACCGAGAAAUCCAGAGCAGACGAGAAUGUGCACGGGCG